Messenger RNA from Peromyscus eremicus (cactus mouse), 2917 nucleotides. Its product is annotated as FMR1-interacting protein NUFIP2-like. The record is from RefSeq and is a predicted model, not a curated record. NCBI's taxonomy places the organism in Eukaryota, Metazoa, Chordata, Mammalia, Rodentia, Cricetidae. Gene Ontology annotation, cellular component: cytoplasmic stress granule; nucleoplasm. The coding region runs from base 893 to 2917 and encodes 674 amino acids. The transcript has 5 exons. Gene Ontology annotation, molecular function: RNA binding.
ACUGGUCUGGCUAGGAAAUAGAUAACCAUGUCUUAAUUUCCUCAGACAUGGAGUAUUAAAGCUUUCUUCAAGGUCUCUUCAUUCCAGGCACACCAACGUGUGCAGAUGGAUCUUUGGCUCUCCUCAUUCCCACGUGCACAUAGACAAGCAGAGUCUCACGUCCACUCAGACCCAGGCUGGCUUCUCCCUCAUGUUCUUCCUGCCUCAAUAUCCCCAAUACCACCUUCAUACCUCAAUACAAGUGCUGGGAUUAUAAUCAUUGACCACCAGGCUAAGCAUUUCCACUGAAUUUCUAAUGUUACCCUGCUUAGGCCAAGCUUCCACAGAUGCCCAUAAGGCAAGCACAAAAUCCAGGUGAACAAAUCCUGUUUCCUUUCUCUAGCUCCAGCUCAAUUUCAUGUUAACCUCUUUCCACAUCACCAGUCAUCUUUAUGAUCUCACUUGGUCCUCUUCAGAGACACAUCCCAGGACUUCAGCUGUCUCUGGACUGCAGGAGGUGGUUGGUGUUGUAGGAACAUAGUAAAAGUAAAAGAAGAAAGGAUUUCCUGUCUGAAUGUCAGAUUCUAGGAGGUGCAAAACCAACAGAUGAGAUGGCUCCUAGCGCCAGCAAUCGUCCGUGGAAUCUGCUACACUCGAAAUCAGCUUGCUUGCCUGUGAGGCGUGUAGAAAGUGCUGUUCGCUAACUGCGCGGUGAAGGAGAGAAAGCGAUAGAAGAGAGAGCCAUAAUGCUGACGUUGAAGGCCCGGCCCUGUGAGGUUGCAUAGGAUCCGCUCGCUUAACCAGUGCGCUGGCGAGACGCGCUCAGAUAUACUGAGCGAGCGCCGAGCAGCAGUCUCAGAUCCUGACGGUGCAGCAGCCCGCAGCCUCAGCCAGGGAGUCCCAGCCGCUUUCAAUGGAGGAGAAGCCCGGCCAGCCACAGCCUCAGCACCAUCACAGCCACCACCAUCCGCACCAUCACCCCCAGCAGCAGCCGUCGCACCACCACCACCAUUAUUACUUCUACAACCACAGCCACAACCACCACCACCACCACCAUCACCAGCAGCCUCACCAGUACCUGCAGCAUGGAGCCGAGGGCAGCCCCAAGGCCCAGCCCAAGCCGCUGAAACAUGAGCAGAAACACACCCUCCAGCAGCACCAGGAAACGCCGAAGAAGAAAACAGGCUAUGGUGAAGUAAAUGGUAAUGCCGGAGAGAGAGAGAUAUCUUUAAAGAGCCUCAGUUCUGAUGAAGCUACUAACCCUAUUUCUAGGGUCCUCAAUGGCAACCAGCAAGUUGUAGACACUAGCCUGAAGCAGACUGUAAAGACCAGCACCUUUGGAAAAGCAGGAAUUAAAACCAAGAAUUUUAUUCAGAAAAACAGUAUGGACAAAAAGAAUGGGAAGUCUUAUGAAAAUAAAUCUGGAGAGAACCAGGCUAUAGAUAAGACCGACACUGUAGCAAUUCCAAAUGGCGUUAUAACAAAUAAUUCAGGCUAUAUCACUAAUGGUUAUAUGGGCAAAGGAGCAGAUAAUGAUGGUAGUGGAUCUGAGAGUGGAUAUACCACUCCUAAAAAAAGGAAAGCUAGGCGCAAUAGUGCCAAGGGUUGUGAAAACCUUAAUUUAGUGCAGGACAAAAUAAUGCAGGAGACUAGUGUCCCAGCAUUAAAACAGGGACUUGAAAGUUUAAAGCCUGACUACAGUGAACAAAAGGGAACUCGAGCAGAUAGUUCGAAGCCUGUUUGGAAGUAUGAAACUGGACCUGGAGGAACAAGUCGUGGAAAACCUGCUGUGGGUGACAUACUUCGUAAAAGCUCAGAUGUUAAACCUGGUUUGAACAACAAAAAAUUUGAUGAUCGGCCUAAAGGAAAGCAUGCCUCAGCUGCUGCCUCCAAAGAGGACUCAUGGACCUUGUUUAAACCACCCCCAGUUUUUCCAGUGGACAAUAGCAGUGCUAAAAUAGUUCCUAAAAUAAGUUAUGCAAGCAAAGUUAAGGAAAACCUCAACAAAACUGUACAGAACUCUUCGGUGUCACCAUCCUCAUCUUCAUCCUCUUCAUUAUCUACUGGGGAAACUCAGACCCAACCUUCAAGCCGACUAUCCCAGGUCCCCAUGUCAGCUCUGAAAUCUGUUACUUCUGCCAACUUUUCUAAUGGGCCUGUUUUAGCAGGAACUGAUGGAAAUAUGUAUCCAUCAGUGGGUCAGCCACUGCUAACUACUGCUGCUAAUACUUUAACACCCAUCUCUACUGGGACUGAUUCAGUUCUUCAGGACAUGAGUCUGACUUCAGCAGCUGUUGAACAAAUUAAGUCUAGCCUUUUUAUCUACCCUUCAAAUAUGCAAACGGUGCUGUUAAGCACUGCACAAGUAGAUCUGCCCUCUCAGACAGAUCAGCAAAACCUGGGGGAUAUCUUCCAGAAUCAAUGGGGUUUAUCAUUUAUAAAUGAGCCCAGUGCUGGCCCAGAGACUGUUAUUGGAAAGUCAUCAGAUCAUAAAGUGAUGGAAGUGACAUUUCAAGGAGAAUAUCCUGCCACUUUGGUUUCACAGGGUGCUGAAAUAAUUCCCUCAGGAACUGAGCAUCCUGUGUUUCCCAAGGCUUAUGAGCUGGAAAAACGGACUAGUCCUCAAGUUCUGGGUAACAUUCUAAAACCCGGGACUACUGAGAGUGGAGCCUUAUCCUUGGAACCCAGUCAUAUAGGUGACCUGCAAAAAGCAGACACCAGUAGUCAAGGUGCUUUAGUGUUUCUCUCAAAGGACUACGAAAUAGAAAAUCAAAAUCCUCUGGCCUCUCCUACGAACACUUUGUUAGGCUCCGCCAAAGAACAGAGAUACCAGAGAGGCCUAGAAAGGAAUGAUAGCUGGGGUUCUUUUGACCUGAGGGCUGCUAUUGUAUAUCACACUAAAGGUAACAUUUCUUUUUCAAAGAUUCUGAUGGGCUAA